UCGGACCAAGAUGGCGCCCAUAGGCGAGAGAAAAGAGAAUAUGGGUGCGAUAGCGGGUGAUGAUGACGAUAGCGAAGCUCAGAAUCUCUGGGCCACCAUCUUGGGAGAAGUCCAGUCAAGUUCGGCAUCAAAUCUUCCUUCAACAAAAUCAGUAUUAUUACUUGGAGAUAACGAAAGUGGAAAAACAACCCUAGUAGCAAAGUUACAAGGUGUAGAAGAACCAAAGAAAGGGACAGGUUUAGAGUACUACUUCAUAGAUAUCAAAGAUGAAUACAGAGAUGAACAAGCUCGGUUAGGAGUGUGGGUGUUAGACGGUGACCCCAGUCACAACGGUUUACUCAAAUACUGUGUAACAAAGGACAAUUUUGAACAUAAUCUAGUCUUGUUAGUGGCAUCCAUGUCAAAUCCAUGGUCAAUCAUGGAGUCGCUGGAAAAGUGGACGAGUGUUCUCCGAGAACACAUUGACCGACUCAAAAUACAGCACGAGGAUCGAAGAGAAUACGAGGAAAGCUUGGUGAGGUUCUUCCAGGAGUACACAGAGCCAGAGGAGGGUCAGACUUCACAGUCUGUGGCCGCCCCUCGGCGAGACGUGAACCCCCUUCACCCCUCUGCCCCCCAUACAGAGGAAGACAGAGUAUUACUACCCCUCGGGGAAAAUACCCUGUCACAGAACCUAGGUAUUCCAAUUGUAGUGGUCAUUACCAAGACUGAUGCGAUCUCAACACUAGAGAAAGAACAUGACUUCAGAGAGGAGCAUUUUGACUUCAUCCAGCAACACAUAAGGAAAUUCUGCUUGCAAAUUGGUGCUGCCUUAGUAUACACGUCUGUGAAGGAAGAUAAAAACUGUGAUUUGUUGUAUAGGUAUUUUGAACAUAGAAUAUAUGGAUUCCCCUUUUCACAACAGGCGUAUGUUGUAGAAAAAGACAGUGUGUUUGUUCCUACUGGCUGGGAUAAUGAGAAGAAGAUCAAGAUUUUAUAUGAAAACCUCAGCAGCAUGAAGGCCGAGGACUGUUAUGAAGAUGUUAUCGUGAAACCAAUGAUGAGGAAGCCUGUACAACGGGAUGCAGAGGUGAUAGCUGAAGAUGAACAAGUUUUCUUGGUGAAACAACAAAUGCAACUCAGCAAACAGCCAGCCCCUGGUGCAGCUGGAGAGUCGCCGCUACGACCACCAGCAGCCGCAACCAACAAACAGAGCCCGUCACCACGACCAACAACCCCUCAGGCCAGUAGUUCUCCUAAAAAGAGGGUGCUGGACGGCAAGAAUCCUCAGAACACCAGUGAAGGGAUGUUAGCUAACUUCUUUAACAGUCUACUGAACAAGAACACGCGCACACCUGUCCCAACUAAAGCAGGUAGCCCACCAACACCCAGUCGAUUCGCAAUCAAGACUAAAUUGCAUGCCAACAUGGAGCAGGGAAGUUUGAAUUCCUUGUUAAAACAAACGAGAGGUAAACCGUUGAAGGCCCACUCAGACAAGGCUGCUGUUACACGCGACGCCACUGCAGAGCUUGAGAGACUGACACGAUCAAAGAAAACACCAGAAACGAAACCAAAUGGACCUGACAGUGCUGCCUCCUGAUCUUGUACAGGCCUGGGAUGGGAGGACAGCAACUAUCACCAAAGUAUUACAGAUCCACGCCAGCCCACAACAUACGUACAGGCUUUCGACAAUAUCAAGUUUUCUUUGGCGAGUUUCUUGAAUUUAUCUUCAGCCAUUUCAUCAGUGUUGUGUUCAAAAUGACUGGCACAAAGACCCGCAGACUUGUCCGUAGUUAAUGAAUGGGUUGUAUUUGUCGGGCCCAACUAUUGUGACAGUUUGGGGUCCACAAACAAUGCUGUAAUAUGCUGGUGUGUGUAUCUGUAACAGCUUCCGGCCGUGUGUCUGAAAUCUGUGAUGCGAUCCAAGUACGCGUACAUACAAGCUUGUACAUACCUACAUGACCCAUGAAACUAUUCUACAUUAUCUUAAAUUAGAAACAGGAAAGUCCUAACAAAAUGUUACGGUGUUAAACAGUCACUUCUAUUGGUGGCAAGUUGGUUAAAGCCACUUUGAUUAUACAGGGUGUAUGUUGAGUAAAUAAUGUACAAUAUUGCUUGAGGAAUUUUGCGUCCCAGUAUGUGGAGACCAUGUAACCCACAGUAUACAAUUAAAGGCUAGGACACCUGUACUUGCAGAUUUUGUAGAAUGUGUUAUUAUUAAUGCUACCAUCUUUUCGUUGGGUCCAUAUGUAAUGGGUAUAUUCCUGUCAGGUCACUUGAGAUGUGCAUAAUAUUUACUGCCCUCUUUGGUGAUUUUGAUGCAAGUUUUCAUGCUUGAAAAUAAAAAUAAAAAGAAAGACAGGUAUACUUUCUUUAUAUAAGUUAUAAAAAAAAAUGUACAGUGUUGUAAAUUUUUAAUGUUUAUCGAGGUAUGCAUGUGCUAUUUAUGUCCCCAGAAAUAAACAAAUUAUUAUAUGAUAAAAAGACUGAUGACUGUGAAGCUGUAAUUACCCACUGUUAUGUGAUACACCACCCUGUACAUGUUGUUCUAUUUAUUUAUGUGUGUAAAGAUGAGAUAUGGCAUAUUACUCCCUUGUUUUAAACAAGUUUGGCACUCACUGUUUGUAAGUCAGGAAAUACUUGGUAAUGGAUUUGUGUCAUACAUGUUUGACAGAGCUAUUUGAUGUUUGUGAAGGGGGAUAGUGUUCCUGAGAUAUCAUAAGUUUCUAGGUCACUGUUCCAUAUCUUCAUUAAUGGAUAACAGACAUGGAUACAAGAUUUCAGUCUAAUUUAGUUCUAUUAGAUGAACACAACAUCAUUUGACAUGGAUUUCCCAUUUCCCAGAUUGCUCAAAUAUAUAUCAGAACUUCAAGUCACCUGUACACUUUCAUUAACUUAAUCAACUGUACUGAUAAAUUAAGCUAAAAAAUGUUUUCAAAUAUUUCUUGAUUUACGACACAAUAUGCUUAUAUUGGCUUGUAUGAUUUUUCAUGACCACAUCGUUUGACAUAUUCCAUUCUGUUACACAAUAUUACACGUCCAAUUCACAAAGUUAGCGCUUGGUACAUAUAAA
Messenger RNA from Mizuhopecten yessoensis (Yesso scallop), 3052 nucleotides. Its product is annotated as cytoplasmic dynein 1 light intermediate chain 2-like. The record is from RefSeq and is a predicted model, not a curated record. Gene Ontology annotation, cellular component: centrosome; cytoplasmic dynein complex. Gene Ontology annotation, molecular function: dynein heavy chain binding. NCBI's taxonomy places the organism in Eukaryota, Metazoa, Mollusca, Bivalvia, Pectinida, Pectinidae. Gene Ontology annotation, biological process: microtubule cytoskeleton organization; microtubule-based movement. Bases 11 to 1579 code for a protein of 522 amino acids. The transcript has 14 exons.